Mercenaria mercenaria is the source of this 2418-nucleotide messenger RNA. Its product is annotated as iduronate 2-sulfatase-like. The transcript has 2 exons. NCBI's taxonomy places the organism in Eukaryota, Metazoa, Mollusca, Bivalvia, Venerida, Veneridae. The coding region runs from base 214 to 2079 and encodes 621 amino acids. Gene Ontology annotation, molecular function: iduronate-2-sulfatase activity. The record is from RefSeq and is a predicted model, not a curated record.
AUAUUUUAGAUACGCGUGGACCACUGCGAAUAACUGAAUUAAAUUUAACACCUCGUUCACGGUCUAAGGGAAACUGGUACAUCGUUCUCUUGUAUCAAGUUUCAAAAUAUCUUUAUACUUUUAACCCUGAUCAACAAUGACUUCAAUUGUAAACGCAAAUGUUAAAGAUGGAUCUUGAUUUGAAAUAAAUAGAAUUUCAAAAUAUACCCCAAAAUGGCAGUUUAUCGGACUAUAAACACGUUAUCAUAUAUACAGGCAUGUAUAUACCUGGAUGUUUUUUGGCGAAACCUGUUCUGCCUGCUUUUACUCUCACUCUUCACAAAAGCUACUGGGUCCCCAAGGAAUAUUCUCUUCAUAAUGUCUGAUGAUCUCAGACCGGAAAUCGGCGCCUACAUUAACCAGGACACAUCUCCUCCAUUGAAUCAGCAUAUCUACACCCCGAACCUUGAUAAACUGGCAAGAAAGAGCAUAGUAUUUCACAAAGCGUAUGUGCAAUCCCCACUGUGUGCCCCGAGCCGAGCAUCGUUACUCACAGGAAGGCGUCCUGAUACAACCGACGUCCACACAUUUGUAAAUUUAAGAGGACGAAAGAGGUCAAAUUUUACAACUAUCCCACAAUACUUUAAACAGCAAGGCUACACUUCUAUAGGCAUGGGAAAAAUCUUUCACGAUGGACCGACACCUGCCUAUGAUGACCCUAUAUCUUGGUCGGAGCCUUUCUGGCGCGGAGUCCCUAAUCAUGAGAGCGAGUGCUGUAGCUGGAAGGCAGUGCCCGAAACAGCACUCAAAAAUAAACCUUUGAAAGACCAACAGGUAGCUGACCGUGCUGUUAAGACAAUACGGAAAUUAGCCAUUGCACGUAAAGAUAGUAAACCUUUUUUCCUUGCUGUUGGUUUCAAGAAACCUCAUUUACCUUUCGUAUUUCCUGACAAGUUUCUUAAGUAUUAUCCACAAGACGACAUUGUUUUGCCAGAAAAUCGUGACAUUCCUGUAAAUAUGCCCAGGAUAGCGUGGAGCCCAUUGACUUAUUUAAAGACAUUUGAUGAUAUUAAUGUUCUGAAUCUUGCACAUUUUAAAUCUAUAGUUCCUAAUAACACUGUCUUAGCUCUUCGAAGAGCGUACUACGCAUGCGUGACAUAUAUUGAUCAUGAAAUUGGACGUGUAUUAAAUGAACUGUAUAGUUCGAGGUUCAGUAACAACACGAUAAUAGUUUUUCUAAGCGACCAUGGAUUUCAUCUAGGUGAAAACGGUGAAUGGAGUAAGAACACGGUAUUUAAGUUAGCCGCCUGGGCGCCUUUGAUGUUGCACAUCCCAGGACUGACGAAUCAAGAGAUACGUACCAAUCAGCUCGUGGAAUUUGUUGACUUGUUUCCUACGUUAGUCGAAGCCGUAGGACAUAAACCAUUAAAAAUAUGUCCUAGGUAUUCAAGAAAGAUAGCUCUUUGCGCCGAAGGUACGAGUCUUCUCCCUUUAAUUUCUAAACCGGACGAACCUCUAAAAAUGGCGGCAUUUACACAAAUUAUGCGGUCUCCUAAAUUUUUCGGUUAUGCUUUGAUAACGAAUAAGUACCGGUAUACAGAAUGGACUUUCGCUGACCGUCAAACAAAUAUUACAAGGAUCAAAUGGAAAGAAACGAAAGCAAAAGAACUCUACGAUCAUUUAAUAGAUCCAAAAGAAAAUUAUAACAUAGCCGACAAUACAAACUAUACAAAUAUCCAAGCAAAUUUGAGGAAAAUACUUCAUUUGGGCUGGAGGGAAGCCGUUAUUGAUAAACCUUCUGGCGGAAACAGAAUAUAUAUUGACCUAGAUCAAAGACAGUCAUUUGUGGGGAAUAUUGAAGGAGAAAUAAGUAAAAGUAAAGUAAAUAAAAUGUUUAGUGACAGCAAUAUAACUGAGAUGUCCAGAGCUGGGAGAAACUCGACUAUAAAAUGGCAUGGCAAUAGAAGGUUAUACCUGCCGAAUCCCGACCCAAGAACUUUUCUUAUUGAAACAAUGAUAAGUUAUAUAUUAAUCUUCGUGUUGAUUGGGAGUUUUCUAGCUUUGUUGUGCCAAAGGACGAUUAAAGGUAUGCAUUCAUAGACAGGCUAAAAACGUCAAAUCCUUGGACACAGUGGAGUGAUUCAUUCAUGCAUAAACUAACUAUUAUGUUUUUUUUUACAAAAUGUGAUGACAGCCUGCACUAGUGGAUGUGAAGAUUGUUGAACAUUACACAUCCGGUUAUGAACUUACUCCAAGGAACCGAGUCUGCUUUUAUUUUGUCUGUAUGUGGUGUUUCCUGUCGGAUUUCCGAUCUAAUUUUUUCCCCAAGAGAUUGUCUUAUAGGUUUUAUUUUCAUCUGUAAAACAAAAUUGUACAAUAUUUAAAGUGAAUUUGGCCUAUGUAUAACAUCUUGGUUUGAAUAAAAUGGACCGAGAGUUA